UACAGUUCUUUCACUUUUUUGUUUUUGUCUAUUUGUCCAGUUUUUGGGCAAAAGUUAUACAGUUUAUUUCAUAUAGUUUUCUAUGCAAUUUUUUUUCCAAUGAAAAUUUUGUUUAAGAAAAUAGCAAAGUAAACAGGAAAAGUUUCUGAGAAUGAAAAUUUUCAGAAAAGGAAAUGUUCAUGAAUUUUAUAAGAAAAUAAUAAAGUUCAUGAAUUUUUAUUUGGUCAAAGAAAAGUUUCUGUAAAAAAUAAAAAGGUCCAUGAAUUUUUUAUUCAUGUUUAUCUGCUGCAAAUAAAAAUAAAAGUUCUUUUUUUUUGAAAAAGUAAAUAGAACUAAAGAAAAAGAUUAUAUUGUUGCUUCUCUAAUGCAUUUUUGAACCAAUCGGUUAAAAUUGCUUAGAGAGUAAAAGAGUACAGAAUUGUUUCUGAAUAGAAUAUUGUAAAGUUUUCCGCUGCAAAGUAAAAGUUGUAUCCUCCAAUUAAAUUGGAACCAACGGAAAAAUUUAAUUGGAAGAACUGUUCUUAUCAAUGUUUUUCCCCUGUGGGUGAAAUAAGAUGCAGAUAGCUUCUGCUAUAACAGUAGAAAGACAUUUGAUUAAAGUUUAAUUAUGGUAUUGUUAUUUUCUGACCAACGUUGAUGAUGACGAUAUUAUAAUUCUAUGAGUCUUAUGUUCAAAGCUUAAAUCUCUGAUAAAAGUUGUAUCAAAAUUUUCAGAGAACAAAUAAAAGAUCAAGAAAUGCUCUUGAACAAGAGAAAUGUAUAUUUCUUGUUUCCGUUGUAAUAAAGUAGGUGAUGAUGGUUAUUUCUUAACAAAGUUGUUUAAUAGACAUACUAUGAAAAAAAAAGUUUAUACUAUCAUCACAUUUUUUAUGAGUUAUAUGCAUUAUUUUCAUUUCCGCCCAAUGGUGAUAUGGAAUUAAUGUAGAAGGACGAUGUUUUGUUCUAAUUCUGCCCAACGGUGAUUUAGAAUAUAAAAGAAAGUUUUAAAAGUUUAAUGCGCAUAUUUUUUUUAACUAGAUAAACAUGGGGUUAUUUUUAUGCUCAUUAUUGUUGAUUAUUGGUUAAGUUUUCUCAGACUAAAAGUUUUCCAUGCCUUCAUUCGUGAAAGCAAAUGGCUGGGUACUUGUGACCCGAGAGAUGACCAAGAAAGGUCAACGUAAGGGAGUAUGUUCUCUCUAAAGAAUGACUUCAAAAGAAAAGAGAUAUAUAAUUGAGAGUCUUGCUCGACGAAUGUCUUCAUGUACUCUCCAUGGAAAAGAAUUCUCAUCUUCUAUGAGAUGCAAUAAGUGAUAUGCGUGAUUAAUUUGACCAACGUCGGAUUAAGCAUGUGUAUUAAAGAAUAUUCGGAUUUAUUCCUAAAUUUGAUGAUUGAAUAUCCAGUCAAAAGAGCCAAUUCUGGCAUCCCGCAUGGCAGGAAAAGAUGAUUAUGAUAAAACCAGCAUGGCAGGAAAAGUCUGGGAAAAUCCCUGCGUAACCCGUAUGGCGGCAGAAAUUUUCUCAGACUUAUCAUGUAUGACAGGAGAAAAACAUGAUGACUCAUGUGCUUUUAAUGUAUCCCACUCUGGGAGAAAAGUAUGGAGUAGCUAUUAUGCCUUCCUCGUAUCGACCGUACAUCUUAUGUGUAACGGUCAUUAAGCACUCAAUAAAUCCAAAGAGAAUAAAAGUUACAGACGAACCUAAAGAUAAGAAUGAUAUACAAGUGUGACUUGCAAAAGUACUAAUGAUAAAGAACUCUGUUGAGUUUCUGAAAUGGAAUAAGGAAAAAGGACUCCCAUACCAGUUAACAGAUAACUUCAUUACAUAUGAAGUAAUCAGAUAAAUGAAGUAGAUACUCAAAGUUUCCUCAAUUCACAAGAGUUGUGAAUGGUUUUUCGAAAUUGUGGUAGAAAAGUUCUUGCCACAUUUCGAGGGGGAGAAAGAAAUAUGAGAUACCCAUUAAUGAAGAAUGUGAUCGUCCGGGGGAGUACGGUGAUCAUAAUAAUACCCCUAAAGAAAAGAAGACUAAGGAAUACUAAGACGGUGCUUAAAGUGCCAUAAAGAAGAAAGUUUUAACAGAAUAAACCCAAAUAAUAAAGUUUAAAGAUACACCAUUCUUAGUGAAGAUGGAGUAAUCUGAGGGAGCAUGGUAUGAAGAUACCUAAGACUCAAAUAGAUUGUAUCUAGGGGAGCACGUUGUAUGACCUAUACAACACCCAUUGUUAGCUCUAUAAAGGAGGAAUGAUUUAACAUGGAUCUUAUGAUAAAGGUUCCUGUAAAACUUAUUGCCUCUUGGAAAUGAAAGACUAUACAAUAAUUUGCCUUUUGGCAAUGACAGAGCAACAACAGCCCCAUAUGAAAGAAGUGCUAGUACCUGAGACACAGAUGGUCUCAAGGAAUGAGAAAAUCAGAUACUUCUGAUUACUAUAAAGUCUAUGUUAGUAAAAUUCAAAUGGAGGUUGAUCCCACCUCAUUUAAAGCGCUCAAUCAAGUUUUGAGAAGUGCCUGCUUAUCUAAAUGAUAAGAGACUAUGUGAGAUGAAAUGAAAUUGAUGAAUUCUGACGAUGUUCGGGACUCAUGAGUAAUUUCCAAUGGAGCCAAAACAGUAGGCUAUAAAGAGUCUACAAGGUCAUGUGACUCCAAAGGAAAUAUGUAAAGGUGUAAAACACGACUAAGAUCGAAAGGUUUUUGCGCAUUUUACACUGAAUAGAUUACAAUGAGUGUUGGUAGCACAUCAUGAUCUGAGUUACAUCAGAUGAAAGAUAUUAUGAUCUGAGUUACAUCAGAUGAAAGUAAAGAACAUAGGGGAUACUGCCUGAAGAAGUCUUUUAUGGACUAAAGCAAUCAAAUGUUGUUUUGGGUUAAAGAAAAUGAGAGUACAAUUGUGUUUGUAUAAAGUUAUAGAAUGGGAAUUUCAUUUCCUAUAUCUUGUACAUGCGGAUAAUAUUCUACUUGUUAAUAGUGAUGUUAAUUCGAUUGUAGGAGGAAAAGAAGUUCUUGUCCUCAAAGUUCAAAAGAAUGUUCUUGGUAGAAUGUCUCUCGUUAUAAGGAUCGAGAUUCACCGAGAAAAGAAUAAAAGGGGUAUUAGGAGUGUCGCAUGGGCAUGCUAAGGGAAGUUUCUAAAGUAUGCAUGCGAGAAAACCUACACCUAUUCUUAUAGUAAAGGGCAAUGAUUUUGGGAACUUUAGUGUUCCAAAAGUCAAUACGAAAUGGACCAAAUGAAUAUGGUACCAUAUGCUUCAGCUGUUGGAAGCUUAAUGAAUGCAAAAGUAUAACAUUACUGUGACACAGUUCACGAAACCGGGUUGUUUUGGUAAUGUCCAGUCCAGAUAUAGAUCACUGGAAUGGAGUCGAGGAUAUCGGCCUCAUGCUGAAAGAAAUAAGUGCUCUCAAAAGAUUGUGAGUACAAAGACAGGACUCAUGAAAUAUACAGCGAAAUCCACAAUUGUCGCUGACUUUCACACUUGGAGUUUUUGUGUGGAAAAACUCUAAGGAAUGAAUCUAUUAUCAUUAAUAUGAUGUAAAGAUAAUGUACAACAUGAUAUGAGGCUGAGGGACAGGCAAAAAAGGUUAAAGAAACAUGUACCAGGAAUUGAUAGUGGUUGACAACAGCGAUAACCAUUUUAAGUUUUUCGCUCCUAUGACAACGAGUCAAGUGUUGAUGCUAAACACACUGACACAGAGUUAUGCGUUGUAAAGGAGAAAGUACGAAAUUAUGUAGAAAUGCUUGAAGCAUAAAAGCAACAGACAAGUGUUUUGCAGAUCUGCUUAUUAAAGGCUUACCGCCCAGUGUGUUAGGAGAACACACGGUCGACAUGGGUUUUAUGGUAUAGUCUAAGAUUUCCGGACAAUAAAAGGGCCCAAGGUUAAAGAAACUGUUUCAAAACAGAGGUGUGUGUUGUAGGUGUUGAUUCUAUCGGGAUAGACCGUGAUGAUGAGACAUGCUCUACAUGCAAAUCUGUGAUCGAACGAGUACUUUGAAAAGAGUUAUUUCAAAGUAUAAAGUUAAAAGUAUAUGAUGAGAUCAAGGGGGAGAAUGUUAGAUUGAUCUCUCCACCAAUGGGCCCAACGGCUCAUUGGCCCUUGACCCACGCCCUGAUCGGGGGCGUCCAGCCCAAGCAAGGCUGGUGGGCCCCUGUCGCGCAGUGCUAUAAAGAGGAGGUGGGGACCAGGGGCACAGGGUACGAGGUUCGUCGCCGCCACUGUUCCCCACUUCUAACCCUAAUCCGAUCCAGAGGGAGGCACUGAAGCGACGGGAAGCGCCACCAGCCACUCCACCGCCGCCACUCAUGCACUCACCACUCUCUGUCAUCACCGGCUAUCAUCACCAUGGCCGGCACCGGGAGUUACUCGAUAUGAAGGAAGUGAAGGCGACAGUGCCAACUGGAACUUCAGCCUCUCCAGAUGUGAAACAUCCUAAAAUGGUGCUAUCUCCGCUUACCCGCAGUCGCAGUAAGGCUAUGGCUCUAUCUGUUUCCACACCUGAACAUCUCAAACUGAGAAACGCCAGAUCAGGUCAACUAGUAGUUCCACGGUUGGAUUCAGGAAGCCAAAAAAUUAUCUAUGACGUGGCAAAAGUACCUAUCACCCCAUUGGUGGAGCAAAGUUCUGCAGGUAAAGCGUUGCCGAGUACACCAUCACAAAUGAUCAAAACUCCAAUUCCAUAUGGACGAUCUCCACUUACUCAUAAUAAGGAUAAGGUGUUAUCUGUUGCCACGCCCGAAACUCCCAAACUGAGAAGCUCUAGAUCAGGAACACAAAGUAUUAUCUAUGACUCGGAUGGUUCUAUCUGCGGCGUAACCAACUCAGAGCUGCAAUGGCCUCAAGGGUGCAAUUCGGAACCACCUGCUAAGAGGAGGUCUCGGUGUUCAUCCCCCGACCAUGGCAGGUUGCUGCUAUUCUGAUAGGAGAUGUCCUUGAGAAAAGGUUCAAGGGUUUGUGGUAAACUAUGGAGAUUAUUUUACCCUUCCACAAGAUCCAUGAAGCAAAACGUCUGACUUAACACGUGACUGGUUCAGAUGGAGGGACUCGCCAUCAAAGUUCUCGGGUUGAGUAUUCCCCUGUCGCAAUUAUUUGUUGAAUGGAAGAAUGUGGGAAGUAACUUUGAAGAACUUGAAUGGAAGUAAUCUUGGAAGAAUGUGGGAAGUAACUUUGAGGAACUUGAAUGGAAGUAAUCUUUCAUGUUGUGUUUGGAUUUUUACUAUUACUAUAGUAACUACUCCCUCUGUUCACUAUUAUAAGUUUUUUUUAUUCGGGUGUAUAUAGACGCAUUUUAGUAUGUUUGUUCACUCAUUUCAGUUUGUAUGUAGUCCAAAUAUGCAAAACAUCUUAUAUUUAUGAACGGAGGGAGUCAAUGAUAUCCCGCACCUUGCCGUAGGACUUGAUAGCAAUGUAUAUCAAUGAGAUUUGGUUA
Triticum dicoccoides is the source of this 5389-nucleotide messenger RNA. RefSeq lists its product as uncharacterized. The coding region runs from base 4266 to 4880 and encodes 204 amino acids. The record is from RefSeq and is a predicted model, not a curated record. Lineage: Eukaryota; Viridiplantae; Streptophyta; Magnoliopsida; Poales; Poaceae. The transcript is spliced from 9 exons.